Messenger RNA from Pleuronectes platessa (European plaice), 5225 nucleotides. RefSeq names its product oculocutaneous albinism II (gene oca2). Bases 1 to 2532 code for a protein of 843 amino acids. Gene Ontology annotation, biological process: transmembrane transport; melanocyte differentiation; melanin biosynthetic process. Gene Ontology annotation, cellular component: melanosome membrane. The record is from RefSeq and is a predicted model, not a curated record. NCBI's taxonomy places the organism in Eukaryota, Metazoa, Chordata, Actinopteri, Pleuronectiformes, Pleuronectidae. The transcript has 23 exons.
AUGUAUUUGGAGAACAAAAACAACCUGGAGAUUGAGAUGUCUCAGACGACCGCCCAAGGCCAUCAGGGCAUGAGCAGCCUGAGGUCACCGCAGGCCGUCGCAGCGAACUUCGGGGAGCUCCGUCUGCUGCAGGACAUUUCAGAGAGGAUGGACACCCAGAAGCUCCAGCAGUCUGCAGUUCUGCCUUUGGGACAGUGCGUCAUCCACACCGACGGCUUCGUCCCUGUUCGACAGGAGGAUGGACACAAUUUCAGCGCGGUUAAUAUCCUCAGAGGGAAAACCAACUCAGCCAACCUGACAGAGAAGUCGCCUCUGCUGAGGUUCGCUGAAGACGACGGUAUGACCUACAUGUCCCUACACAACCCCAGCUUUGUCGGAGGGGAAGAGCUCUGGGACAACGGCUCCCUGGACCAGGAGAAGAGGUUUCGACUGGGUAGCGAGGUCACCAGCCUGUCCCUGUCCCGCUCCAGCUCCUCAGAGAAGAGCGAAUCUCGGGACAACAUAAACUUCAGACUCACCAGUAGUAUGAAAUGCUGCUUCACAGUCUCCAAAAUUGCCAUCAUGUUCACCAUUGUCAUUCUUUGCAGUCUGUUCUUUAGCAUGUAUCCAGACCGAGACAACCCCUGGAGGAUGGUGGCCGUCUCCUCCACAGACAGUUUCUCAAUGAACCUGACAGAUUUCAGGGACAACGCUUUGCUGAAGCUCCAGGUGGGGGGGCCUUUCACAGGAGGGAUGGUCGACCUCACCAGCCAAGAGUACAUCCUGAUCCAGGUGGAGCAGACAGAGGAGCCGGGACAACGAAGGAGGAGAGCUCAGCAGGUGAUUUACAACUGGACCAUCCCGGUACACAGUGAACGAAGUGACCAGAUGCUGGUGACAAAAACUUUUGAGAUGCUCAGCAGUGAACCCAUCAUCAUCACGAUUCAGUCCUUCCUGCGGGACAAUGAGGUGGUGCCACUGUCCCUGACCCACCAGUCCCUCUACGUCAAUGUGGAGACACAGGUGGCUAUCGCUGGAAUCAUCUUGACUGGGGUCUAUGUUCUCAUCAUCUUUGAGAUUGUGCACCGCACACUGGCUGCCAUGUUGGGAUCUUUGGCAGCCUUGGCUGCUCUUGCUAUCAUUGGUGACCGACCCAGUCUGGUUACUGUGGUGGAGUGGAUCGAUUAUGAGACCCUGUCUCUUCUGUUUGGCAUGAUGGUACUGGUGGCCAUUUUUUCAGACACGGGCUUCUUUGAUUAUUGUGCUGUGAAGGCUUACCAGUUAUCCAGAGGAAGAGUGUGGCCUAUGAUCCUCAUCCUCUGUCUCAUUGCCGCCAUUCUCUCUGCUUUCCUGGACAAUGUCACCACUAUGAUGCUUUUCACCCCUGUCACCAUAAGGUUGUGUGAGGUGCUUAAUCUAGACCCCAGACAUGUCCUGAUUGCAGAAGUAAUCUUCACCAACAUUGGAGGGGCUGCCACAGCUGUCGGAGAUCCACCAAAUGUGAUUAUUGUAUCAAAUCAGGACCUGCGCAAAGAGGGGAUUGAUUUUGCCAGUUUCACGGGCUACAUGUCCCUCGGGAUAGUCCUUGUCCUUUUCACCUCGUUUCCUAUCCUGCGGAUGCUCUACUGGAACAAAAAACUUUACAACAAAGAGUCAAUUGAAAUAGUUGAACUCAAGCAUGAGAUCCUGGUUUGGAGGCAGACGGCUCAGCGCAUUAACCCUGCCAGUCGAGAGGAAACAGCUGUGAAAUGCCUCCUGAUGCAAAAAGUCCUUAACCUGGAAAAUCUUCUCCGCAAAAUGAUGAAAACCUUCCAAAAACAAAUUUCUCAGGAGGAUAAGAACUGGGAGCAAAACAUUCAGGAAUUGCAAAAGAAGCACAGAAUAACUGACAAAGUUCUCCUGGUGAAGUGUGUGUCCGUCCUUGGUGUGGUGAUCUUCAUGUUCUUUAUCAACUCCUUUGUUCCCAGCAUUCAUCUAGAGCUGGGUUGGAUUGCUAUCCUGGGCUCACUGUGGCUUUUGGUUCUGGCUGACAUCCAGGAUUUUGAGAUCAUCUUGCACCGGGUUGAAUGGGCCACACUGCUCUUUUUUGCUGGCCUCUUUGUUUUGAUGGAGGCUUUAGCCCAGCUGCAGCUUAUCGACUAUAUUGGAGAACAGACAGCGCUGCUUAUAAAAGCGGUGCCAGAAGAUCAGCGCUUGGCCAUAGCCAUUAUCCUGGUGAUGUGGAUCUCGGCUCUGGCUUCUUCUCUCAUUGACAACAUUCCCUUCACUGCCACCAUGAUUCCAGUUCUCAUCAACUUGAGUCAGGAUGCAGAUGUGAACCUACCAGUAAAACCUCUCAUCUAUGCUUUGGCAAUGGGAGCCUGUCUUGGGGGAAAUGGAACAUUAAUAGGAGCAUCAGCCAACGUUGUGUGCGCAGGAAUUGCUGAGCAGCAUGGCUACGGCUUCUCUUUUAUGGAGUUCUUCAGGUUAGGAUUCCCCAUGAUGAUACUGACGUGUAUGAUUGGCAUGUGCUACCUACUGGCUACCCACAUCGGACUUGGAUGGAACAUGUAAUCCACACCUGUUGUACCUAACCAAAGACACUGUGUAUCUUCAUCUGUGUGCCAGAGGCGGCCUUAGGCAUCCAGGGCCAUUACCCCCAUAAAAUAACAUUAUGAGAAAACAAUCCAAGGAUUCCCGUUGGUUAUAGGUUCUGAUUUUAAUGCAUUAUGUGCACUUUCAGAAUAAGCUAGAAAUGAUUAUAAAUAUAAUAUGUAUAAUAAUAUAAUUUCGAUGGUUUAUCAUAGGGGGUGCUUCUUUCAUCCUCACUCUGCCCCCUGAACGCCUCCUCCUGCACUAUAUGUAACUUUAGUUAAUGGACAUGAUCUCCAACGAUGAGCAUCAGAAGCUUAAACUGAAGGAAUCAGUCCAAGAACGUUCGAGAGUUAGGUCAAACUAUAGAUCAGUUAUAUAUAGAAGUCCUUCAAAACCAACGUUCAUCUCCGAUAUUCACAAAAGACACUUAUAAGGAAUUUCUUGAGUUGUGUGUGUUUUUUAUGAUCUUGAGGAAUAUACACAGUUUGGCUCUAUUUCUGUUCAGUGAGUGGUAGGGGUGGGAAUCUCCACCCUACUCACAAUUCAAUAGAGCUGUGUAUCUUCAAUAGCAUCUUGAUUUGUGCUUUAAAAGUAUUUUACACUGUUAUUAGAACAGUUUAUAACAGAGGUCUGUGUUCCCCACAUUGAUUUGACAUUCAUUCACUUUAAGCAUUUUUAGCCUUAACUGUAUCUGGGUGGUCCCGCCUUUCCUCCCUUUGCCGCAUCGAGGUGACUGAAAACCACAUGUAUUAAGUUAUUACUCGAUGAUGUCGGAAGAGAAGCUGAGAUCAUUCCGGUCACUUAAACCCUGAUGUCCUGGCUGUGAGCAUCUCGUGUUGUGUGUAGCAGAUGAACUACAUGCGUAGCAGCGCUGCAGCCUCCUCCACGUCUGGAUCGAUGCAUCAAAAACCAUUGAUACAUUUUCCUCCAGUGAGUAGUCAAGCGACUGACAGGUUUUGUUUACUGCUCAUGAAAACUGCCAAACUGCUCAGAUAAACAGGCAAACGGAAUUAAUAUCCACUUGUGUCUGCAGAGGCUCAGUUAAAGUAACAAAGUGUUGCUUUAGAUGUGUUUUUUUUUUUUAAACGUAUGGAAUGCAGAGAAGCCUUUCCCUUCUCUGGAGCAUCUAUUCUGUAGUGAAUAGUUCUAUUACGAUAAAGUAACACUCAAAUCAAAUUGACCGUAAAGGCAACACUGCGGUAGAAUAAAGCCGUCACAGCCCCCGCAGGCCACUGGGCCCUGUCACCACAUCUAUAGAACAAUACAGUGAAUCCUGUCUGUACAGUAUCAGGUUGGUUAGAUGCUAGCUACAGCCUAGUCAUAGUUACUGACAGUGUUGGCAAGAUCCGAUCACAGUUAAUAACAGUAUUCAAGAUCUUUCUCCAAUAUAUCGUUUGAUAUAAGUUAUAGUUUGCCACAAGAUUUUAGUUAGGGUUAGGGUUUCACAUCACCUACAGGAUGUUUGUCUUGUUCAAAAUAAGCUAGAGAACGAUAGGCUACUACACAACAGUCACAGAUACAGAACAGCCCAUUUCGUGAAUAAAAAUACGGGCAACAAUAAAAACAUUUAUGUUUAUUGGUAUUUUAACACAACUUGAAAUGAAACAGAGAGUUUGGUGAGUGGGAAUCAGACCAACUUGAUUAUAAAGAUAGUGAUUGACAGGAAGAAUGCACUACAGAUGAAGGGGGACACCUCAGUAACGUUUGUAGAUAGAUGAAAGAGAAUCACUGGUGCACCUCAUAGCUUCAGUGUCAGGUGAGGCUGAACCCAGAGUGUGUCCCGCAGUUACUGUCAGAGAAUAAUAGCCAGUGUGCCUUCAAUAACUCCAGCAGUUUAGGUAAAUUAACUCCACAAUCUAUUAAUUUGUAUGUUUUGAAAUGAUAUCCUCACCAUGGCCCUUUGGAGGACGGAACCUGUUUGAAGCUAAGGCCGCCUGUAGUGUGCUCAUACAGGUGACCAACACCACACUGUAAUGUGAUGUGAACCCCGAUUGUGUCAUCAGAUUACAGGCUCUGUUUGAAGCAUUGUAGCCAUAUUAUAUUUUUAACAUAAAUGGGUCUUUAAGUAAAGUGUAGACCAUCAGGGACCAGACUUACCGGAGCUUUGACCAAAAAAAUGAGUUUUCAAUGACAAAAUGGCUCGAACAAUCCACGAUGCUGAACAUGGUGCUACUGCCUCAGUGGGUACAACUGGUGUAAGUGAUCCAGUCCAGUCGCCUCUGAUGUCAGACUUUUUGUCAUUUUCUAAAUUCAUGUGCUCUGUUUACAACCACAGCAAAUGAACUCUGUUGACUAGUAUCACACUGAUUUUCUCUUAGAGAUAUAGAACACAGGUCAUGAUUUAGCCACCCCCAGUUCACCAAGUGUAUAAUGUUCAUAUUUUAAUGGAACCACAAGACCAACUGAAAGGGAUUUUAUAACGGUUUGUGUCAAAUACUACUUUGUUGGAUUCAGAAAUCUCAGUGGUCUGUGACUGAGUCUGAACAACUAAAAUCAAAGACAUUUGACGGAUUAUUAUCUGUAUACCAUAUAUUGUACUGUGUACACAAUGAUCUCAUGUAACCUCAUUGAUUUAGUUCAGUUAACCAUGUAGAAGCAGUUUAAUCGUGUAAAUAGUAUCACAUGAAACAGGCAACAACUUUGUAGCCCUUCCAGUUAAACUACUUAUCGCA